This is a messenger RNA of Pogona vitticeps (central bearded dragon), 3107 nucleotides long. RefSeq lists its product as uncharacterized. Gene Ontology annotation, biological process: regulation of transcription by RNA polymerase II. Gene Ontology annotation, cellular component: nucleus. The record is from RefSeq and is a predicted model, not a curated record. Gene Ontology annotation, molecular function: RNA polymerase II cis-regulatory region sequence-specific DNA binding; DNA-binding transcription factor activity, RNA polymerase II-specific. Lineage: Eukaryota; Metazoa; Chordata; Lepidosauria; Squamata; Agamidae.
UUUUAAAGUGAGGCCACUGCCCGGAGGGAGGAGGACAAAGAGGCAUGGCAAUGGCAACAGAGGCAGGUUCUGAAUCAUCUCCCGGUGAUGGUGGAUGGGAAAAAAGAGCUGUAUGCUUGCCUUGGCAGUUUGUUUCCUUUGAGGAGGUGGCUGUGUAUUUCACCAAGGAGGAGUGGGAUCGCCUGGAUCCAGGCCAAAAAACUCUUUAUACAGAAGUCAUGCUGGAGAUCCGUGGGAUGGUAGCCUCUCUGGGUGAUGGUCAGGCGAAUGAGAACUGCCAGAGGCUGUCUCUUGUGUCAUGGGAAGAUGAAGAGUCUGAGGAUGGACAAGAUUUAUUUGGGAAUCCAGAGAAACUAAAUAUAGGCAUGUGGAAAGGAAAGAAUUUUUUUUCCAGUUCUCAGGUGGCAGAAGGUGAAUCAAAACAAUAUGCUAUUAUCCAGUCAGAAUCAAAAUUAUAUCGAGACAUGAACCAUGGAAAACAUUUUAGUGAUAAUGGAAUAUUUUCUGAGGAAAGAGACAAAGGGGAGAAAAUAUGCAAAUGUAUGGAAUGUGGCAAGAGCUUCACUAUUAUUUCUGCCCUUCUUUCACAUCAAAGAAUUCACACAGGAGAGAAACCUUUUCAAUGUAUGGAGUGUGGAAGAAGCUUCAGCCAGAAAGGGAAUCUUAAGCGCCAUCAAAGAACUCACACAGGGGAGAAACCUUAUAAAUGCAUGGAGUGCGGAAAAAGCUUCACUGAUAAAGUGAAGCUUCGGUGGCAUCAAACAACUCACACAGGUGAGACCCCAUAUAAAUGCAUGGAGUGUGGAAAGAGCUUCACCGAUAAAACAAGCUUUAGGCAGCAUCAGAGAACUCACACAGGGGAGAAACCAUAUAAAUGUAUGGAGUGUGGAAAGAGCUUUAAUUACAAAGGAUACCUUAGAGUGCAUGAAAGAACUCACACAGGGGAGAAACCUUAUAAAUGCACAGAGUGUGGAAAGAGCUUCAGUGAUAGUGGGACCCUUACUGCCCAUCAGAGAACUCACACAGGAGAGAAGCCGUAUAAAUGCAUGGAGUGUGGAAAGAGCUUCAGUCAGAAAGGGGCCCUUAGGGGCCAUCAAAGAAUUCACACAGGGGAGAAACCAUAUAAAUGUAUGGAGUGUGGAAAUAGCUUCAGUCAGAAAGGGGCCCUUAAGAAGCAUCAGAGAACUCACACCGGGGAGAAGCCAUAUAAAUGCACAGAAUGUGGUAAGAGCUUCACUGGUAAAUCGAACCUUUGGCAGCAUCAGAGAAUUCACACAGGGGAGAAGCCACAUAAAUGCAUGGAGUGUGAAAAGAGUUUCACUGAUAAAGCAAACCUUAGGCAGCAUCAGAGGACUCAUACAGGGGAGAAACCAUAUAAAUGCAUAGAGUGUGGAAAAGGUUUCCUUCUGAGCUCAAGUCUUACUAAACAUCAAAGAGCUCACACAGGGGAGAAACCAUAUAAAUGCCUGGAAUGUGGAAAGAGCUUCAGUGAGAAAGGUGUACUUAGGCGGCAUCAAAGUAUUCACACAGGAGAUAAACCAUAUACAUGUAUGGAGUGUGGAAGGGGCUUCAGUCGAAAAGAGAGUCUUAAGUUGCAUCAAAGAAUUCACACAGGGGAGAAACCAUAUAAAUGUAUGGAGUGUGGAAAGAACUUCAGUCACAAAGGAAAUCUUAGGCUGCAUCAAAGAAGUUACACAGGGGAGAAGCCUUGUAAAUGCAUGGAGUGUGGAAAAAGUUUCAGUGAGAAAUGGGUGCUUAGGCGGCAUCAAAUUAUUCAUACAGGGGAGAAACCAUAUAAAUGUAUUGAGUGUGGAAGGAGCUUUAGUAGGAAAGGUGUCUUUAGGCUGCAUCAAAAUAUUCAUACAGGAGAAAAAUCAUAUAAGUGUAUGGAGUGUGGAAAGAGCUUCACUCAUAAAGGGAACCUUAGGGUGCAUCAAAGAACUCACACAGGAGAGAAACCAUAUAAAUGCAUGGAGUGUGGAAAAAGCUUUACUUCCAAGGGGUACCUUAGGGUGCAUGAAAAAACUCACACAGGGGAGAAACCAUACAAAUGCAUGGAGUGCGGAAAGAGCUUCAGUCUGAAAGGAAGGAGCCUUAGAAAGCAUCAACGUCUUCACCUAGGGGAGAAACUACAUAAAUGCAUGGAGUGUGGAAAGAGUUUUACUCUGAAAGGGAGCCUUAGAAAGCAUCAAAGUUUUCACACAGGCGAGAGACCAUAUGAAUGUAUAGAGUGUGGCAAGAAUUUCACUCAGAAAGGCGACCUUAGGCGGCAUCAGAAUAUUCACACAGGGGAGAAGCCAUAUAAAUGCAUGAAGUGCGGAAAGAGUUUCAGUAAGAAAGAUGCCCUUAGGGUGCACGAAAGAACUCAUACAGGGGAAAAACCUUACAAAUGCCUGGACUGUGGAAAGAACUUCAGUCUGAAAGGGAACCUUAGACAGCAUCAAAUUUUUCACACUGGGAAUAAGCCAUUUCCAUGCAUGGAGUGUGGAAAGAACUUCACUCAAAAAGGUGCCCUCAAGAGGCAUCAAAGUAUUCACACAGGGGAGAAACCAUAUAAAUGCACAUCGUGUGGAAAAAGUUUUAGUCUGAAAGACGCCCUUAGGCUGCAUGAAAGAAUCCACACAGGGGAGAAACCACAUAAAUGCAUGGAAUGUGGAAAAAGCUUCUGUCAGAAAGGGAAUCUGAGGCUGCAUCAAAGAACUCACACAGGGGAGAAACCAUAUAAAUGCAUGGAGUGUGGAAAAAGUUUCAAUCAGAAAGGAAAUCUUGCAGUGCAUCAAAGAACUCACACAGGAGGGAAACCGUGUAAAGAUAUGGAGUGUAGAAGGAGCUUCAAUCUGGAAGGGCACCUUGAUCAGCAGCGAAGGACAGAGGAGAAACCAUAUAAUUGCAUGGAGUGUGGUAAGAGUUUCCACCUGAGCUCAAGACUUACCCAACAUCAGGAGGCUCACACAGGGAUGAAGCAUACAUAUGUAUGGAGUGUGGAAAGAGAUUCCGUCUUCUUCCAGUUUCUAAGCUGCAGACUUCAUUUGGAUUGAUGAUUAAUUAAACUGAAAUAUAGGAAGUCUCCUAAUUUUGAUAUCUUCAUUGUUAGCAUUAAAGUUAUG